AAACUGUUUGUUCGAUUUUUUCUUAUUUUAUUAUAUUGACAUGCAUCUGCCUAUGCAUAGCCAAGACCGCUUACUCAACGCAAAACCUCAUCUUCCAGAAUUUAGUAGUCAUUUUAUUGCUUCGAAAUUCGAAUACACAAUGGGGCAUAGCAUCAUAAUGUUGUGUACUUGGUUCUUCUUAUUCUCAAUUAUUUCAGGAGCUUCAACAUCACCGGAUAGUUUAGCAGUGAGUCAAUCUAUCCACGAUGGAGAGACUUUGGUUUCAGCAGGUGGAAUUACUGAAGUGGGUUUCUUUAGUCCAGGAAAUUCAACAAGACGAUACUUGGGUAUAUGGUUCACAAAUAUAUCCCCUUUAACAGUGGUGUGGGUGGCUAACCGAAAUAAACCUCUUGAGAAUAACUCAGGAGUUCUCAAACUCAAUGAAAAAGGGAUUCUUGUGCUUCUCAAUAGCACAAACAGCACCAUUUGGUCAUCCAACAUAUCAAGCAAAGCAGUGAAUAAUCCAAUUGCUCAUCUCUUGGAUUCAGGAAAUUUUAUAGUGAAAAAUGGACAGCAAACUAACGAGGAUGGUGUCUUGUGGCAGAGUUUUGAUUAUCCGGGUGAUACACAUUUGCCAGAAAUGAAAAUUGGAUGGAACUUAGAGACUGGUUUAGAAAGAUAUGUAUCAUCUUGGAAAAGGGUUGACGAUCCUGCUGAGGGAGAGUAUGCCGUAAAACUUGAUCUAAGAGGAUACCCUCAAAUAAUGAUAUUCAAGGGACCUGAUAUAAAAUCGAGAGCUGGAUCAUGGAAUGGCUUGUCUAUAGUUGGAAAUCCGGGUCCAAUUCAUGAAACGGAACCAAAAUUUGUGAUGAAUGAAAAAGAAGUGUUUUAUGAGUACCAUGUUCUUGAUAGAUCGGUCUUCUUUGUGUAUAAACUGACUCCUUCAGGCACGGGGCAGACUUUAUUUUGGACACCUCAAACAAGCACUCCACAAGUCGCCUCAACUGGGGAACAAGAUCAAUGCGAGAAUUACGCUUUUUGUGGUGCAAAUUCUAUAUGCAUUUAUGAUGGUAACCAUCCAACUUGUGAAUGUCUGAGAAGUUAUAUUCCAAAGUCUCCUGAUCAGUGGAAUAUAUCAAUUUGGCGCAAUGGUUGUGUUCCAAGGAAUAAAUCUAAUUGCAAUAACAGUUAUACGGAUGGCUUCUUCAAGUACUCACACAUGAAAUUGCCUGACACGUCUUCAUCAUGGUUUAAUACAACCAUGAACCUCGAUGAAUGUCAGAUGUCCUGUCUUAAAAACUGUUCUUGUACAGCAUAUGCCAAUUUAGAUAUCCGUGAUGGAGGAAGUGGCUGUCUACUUUGGUUUAAUACUCUAGCAGACUUGAGGAAAUUCUCUCAAUGGGGACAAGACUUGUAUAUCAGGAUCCCUGAUUCAGAAUUAGAUCAUGGUGGCCAUGGAAAUAUCAAGAAAAAGAUUGUAGGAAUCACUAUUGGUGCGACUGUUUUUGGAUUAUUCAUCACAUGUGUCUGCAUACUGGUAAUUAAAAAUCCAGUGUGGACAAGAGUAUAUUGUCAUAAUGCACAAAUCCAAUGCCGGAAAGAAUAUUUUAGAUUGAGGAAGGAAGACAUGGAUUUGCCAACAUAUGAGUUGUCAACGAUUGCUAAAGCCACUAGUAAUUUUUCUAACAGAAAUAAACUAGGGGAAGGUGGAUUUGGACCAGUGUAUAAGGGUACACUGAUAGAUGGGCAAGAAGUAGCUGUAAAACGAAACUCAAAGAUGUCUGAUCAAGGACUGGAGGAAUUUAAAAAUGAAGUUGCUUUGAUUGCAAAUCUUCAGCACCGUAAUCUUGUGAAACUUUUGGGUUGCUGCAUUCAAGGAGAGGAAAAAUUGUUGAUCUAUGAAUACCUGCCCAACAAGAGCUUAGAUUGCUUCAUCUUUGAUGAAGCAAGAAGCAAGCUCUUAGCCUGGCAUCAACGUUUUCACAUUAUUGUUGGUAUCGCUCGAGGGCUUCUCUAUCUUCACCAAGAUUCUAGAUUGAGAAUUAUUCACAGAGAUUUAAAAACCAGUAAUAUCCUACUAGAUGCGCAAAUGAAUCCUAAAAUUUCAGACUUUGGCAAUGCUCGAACUUUUGGUGAUCAAAUUGAAGCCAAAACCAAAAAAGUAGUUGGAACAUAUGGUUACAUGCCCCCAGAGUAUGCUGUGCAUGGUCAUUACUCUGUGAAAUCAGAUGUCUUUGGCUUUGGGGUGAUUAUAUUAGAGAUAGUCAGUGGAAACAAGAACAGGGGAUUUUCUGACCCAGAGCACUCUCUUAAUCUUCUUGGACAUGCAUGGAGACUUUGGACUGAAGAAAGACCUUUGGAACUGAUAGAUACACACUUACGUGAAAGAUGCGUUCCUUUUGAAGUCUUAAGAUGCAUACAUGUGGGUUUGUUGUGUGUACAACAAAAACCAGGAGACAGGCCGGACAUGUCUUCUGUCAUUCCUAUGCUGAAUGGUGAGAAAUUAUUGCAUCAGCCGAAGGCUCCUGGAUUUUAUACAGGAUCUUCAACUAGAACAUGCAAUCUUUUAUCAACAAAUGAGAUGUCCCUCACAAUUUUAGAGGCAAGAUAGAAUAUGAAGACUCAAGUAAAUGAUGUGUUUAAUUGACGAGUAAAAGAAAUGGUAUAUCUUCCAAAUCGUAACACUGAUGAAAUUUGAGUACAAAGACUAACAAAGUCUACACAGUUCAUAAAUAGUUGACUCCUUAAGCAUAUUGUCAUGAAUUCGAGUCUUGGUGAAGUGUAUGUAAAAGAUUUUGUUGGGAAAAGAAAUACUCACUUGGGUCAUCUGUAUGCAGGAGCUAUGAUAAGGUAAAAUAUUGAACCUGUACCUAUUUUGUAAGGGUAUUCGAAGUGCUUCCAGUAAGACGUGAUGCAGCUAGCGUUAAUUGACAUUUCUGAACAAGUUAGAUUGCAUUUAGAGCACAGAAAAGUGACCUUUUCCGGAAUGAAGAACCUUUAAAGGAACACUUAAUUAUGCAAUUGCUAUUGCAUCAGAGCACAGGAAAAUGACCAAUUCAGAAAAAAAGAAAUUUGUAGAGUAACACUUAUUACUCUAUUGCUAUUUUCAAGGCUUGAACUUAUGUCCUUCCAGCAAUAACACAACUAACUUGUCACAAAAUAUAACCCAACCCUUAUUAGCACCUUCUAUGCAACUCUGGUAUAAAGACAUUUGUUUUCAUUGUGGAAUCACAAUAUCAGCGUCUAAAGAUUCUUGACCAUGUUCUUUACAAGAUAUCACUUUUGAGAUUGCACCUUCGGCCCUUACUAGGUUCAUGUCAUCACAGUUGAAUUCUUUACAAUAUUUGAAGGUUUUAUUGUGAGAAUUGUAAAACUGAGAGAAGAAGAGAAA
Molecule: messenger RNA, 3370 nt
Organism: Cajanus cajan (pigeon pea)
Lineage: Eukaryota; Viridiplantae; Streptophyta; Magnoliopsida; Fabales; Fabaceae
Product: G-type lectin S-receptor-like serine/threonine-protein kinase At4g27290
Biological process (GO): recognition of pollen; protein phosphorylation
Cellular component (GO): plasma membrane
Molecular function (GO): ATP binding; protein serine/threonine kinase activity
Source: RefSeq, a predicted model, not a curated record